AUGACGCCGAAAGGAGGUGGAGCGCUGGGCUCAGCUGGUCCGUUGGAUGGCGAGGAACGGCGGGGGAUGGAGCGAUCGCACACCGGCGAUCGUAAAACCACAUUUGUGAAGAGGCAUCUUACUGGCGAGUUCGAGAAGAAAUAUGAGCCCACCAUUGGUGUUGAAGUUCACCCUCUGGAUUUUAGCACUAACUGUGGCAAAAUUCGCUUCUAUUGCUGGGACACUGCUGGUCAAGAAAAGUUCGGUGGCCUCAGGGAUGGCUACUACAUUCAUGGUCAGUGUGCCAUCAUUAUGUUUGAUGUGACUUCGAGGCUGACAUACAAGAACGUGCCAACAUGGCACAGGGACCUGUGCAGGGUGUGUGAGAACAUCCCCAUUGUUCUGUGUGGUAACAAGGUUGAUGUAAAGAACAGGCAAGUCAAGGCCAAGCAAGUUACAUUCCACAGGAAGAAGAACUUGCAGUACUAUGAGAUUUCUGCCAAGAGCAAUUACAACUUUGAGAAGCCCUUCCUUUACCUUGCAAGGAAGCUGGCAGGGGAUCAGAACCUUCACUUUGUCGAGGCUGUUGCUCUGAAGCCACCAGAAGUGCAGAUUGAUAUGGCCAUGCAGCAGCAGCACGAAGCUGAGCUUGCUGCUGCCGCUGCGCAACCCCUCCCUGAUGACGAUGAUGACCUGAUCGAAUAG
Miscanthus lutarioriparius is the source of this 684-nucleotide messenger RNA. NCBI's taxonomy places the organism in Eukaryota, Viridiplantae, Streptophyta, Magnoliopsida, Poales, Poaceae. The record is from the annotation of a GenBank genome assembly.